CUGUUCGGUAUCGCACUUUCAUUACUUCACGGACAUUUGCUAUAAAAUAUGAAACUCGACUGACCUCUCUAACUUAUCGAGCCAUGCUUGCCAUCGUUCUGCUGCUUGCUCUGCCAUUCUGCGCCGCAGAGUCAGCAUCCAGUUACGCCGGAUCAACCGUCGCGGAUUCUUAUCCUCCCCCCGGUGCCACCAACACUGCUGUUGACACUUACUUCCCGGAUGCAUCUCGAGUCGGUUAUGCAGGUCCAACGCCUACUGGUGCUGAACCUGCGGCCAUCGUCACUGCAGUCCCGUUCUCUAAGGUGGAAGACGUGUUUCCCUUGUCGAGGCCUAAUUCGGCAGACGGCGCGGACAUCACUUUUAAUGUGAUGCGUCAAUGGGGCAACUUUGCGCCCAUGUACUCCGUGGAGUCAUUUGGUCUUCCUGAUGCAUCCCCCGUCAUCCCAGAAGGGUGUGGCAUCAAUGCAGUGCAUCUCUUGAUGCGCCACGGCGCCCGUUAUCCAGCUUCCGACGAGCCCGGACCUUCUCAGUUCGCUUCUAAAAUUCAUGCUGCUGCAUCGAAAAAAGGUUUCAGUGCCACUGGUGAUUUGGAAUUCUUGGCAACCUGGACAUAUAAGCUGGGUGUAAAUAACUUGACCCCUUUCGGCCGUGAAUCGCUCUUUAGCAACGGGGUUGCCUUCCGCUACAGAUAUGGCAAGUUGCUUAAUGCCUUCACCGACCUCCCGGUAUUUCGUACUACUUCACAAGAUCGCAUGUUGGAUUCUGCCCUGAACUUUGCUGCAGGCUUUUUUGAGCUCAGAACCUACGAGACCGACUAUCACCAGGAGAUCAUCAUCGAGGGGAUCAACUUCAACAACACCCUCGCUCCUUUUCAAGUGUGCCCCAAUGCCAAUUCGGAUGAUAUUGGUAGCUUCGGUGACACUAAGGCUAGUAAAUGGGCGGAUAUUUAUCUCCAAGAUGCUCGAAAGCGCUUGCAACCAAUGAUCCAAGGACUUAAUUUGACUAUUGAUCUAUUGAUUGACAUGCAGGAACUAUGCGCCUUUGAGACCGUGGCCCUCGGAUAUUCCAAGUUUUGCGACCUUUUCACUGAGGAAGAAUGGGAAGGAUACGAGUAUUACGUCGAUCUCGAUUUCUGGUACAGCUGUGGACCAGGCAAUCCAACAGCAGCAGCGCAGGGCCUUGGCUACGUUCAGGAACUAGUGUCGCGUCUCACUCACACUCCCAUCAAUGUCUGGAACAGCAGCACCAACAGCACUCUUGACUCGAGCAACAUCACAUUCCCUCUUAAUCAACCCAUAUACGUGGAUUUUACCCACGACGUAGUCCUUGCAAGUGUCGUCACUGCUCUGAACUUUACUAGUCUAGCUGCAACCGGUCCUUUGCCAGCCGACCAUAUACCCCCUCACCGAUCUUACAUUUCUAGCCAGAUUGCACCUUUUUCCGGCCAGCUCGUGGCUCAGGUGCUAAGUUGCCCAGCUUCAGAGGAACCAACUCAUAUCCGGUUCCUCCUGAACGACGGUGUGGUGCCACUGACGGGCAUUCAUGGUUGCACGGAAGAUUCAAACGGACUCUGCGCGCUGCCCAGCUUCAUCAGCGGGAUGCAUGAACGAAUUGGACAGAUCGACUUUGCGCAUGAUUGCUUCGCCAAUUAUACCAUGCCUGAUCCCGACAGCAUCAUGGAUGGAAGAUGUCCUAGUUAAAAGGAUGGUGGAGUGUGGUCGUAUAAACCCACAAGUUGCCACCUUUUGGAGUGUGUUAAUGAUGUCGGAAAGAGGUAGACGACGCGCAUUUCGUACUUGACGAGCAGGUUUCGUUGUUACAUACAAGACCGCAUUUAUAUAUAGAGGGCACUGAUCAGGAUGAUGUAUACGCUGCCAAUACGUGCAGUACGGAGGUUCAUAUGGCAAUAUAUUUGCAUAUUUAUUAAUUAUUAUUUGCGCGCUACGCGUUUUCUCAAUCGAGAGCUUGCGC
Molecule: messenger RNA, 1971 nt
Organism: Suillus plorans
Lineage: Eukaryota; Fungi; Basidiomycota; Agaricomycetes; Boletales; Suillaceae
Product: histidine phosphatase superfamily
Exons: 10
Coding region: 84-1700 (538 amino acids)
Molecular function (GO): acid phosphatase activity
Source: RefSeq, a predicted model, not a curated record